Hyaloscypha bicolor E is the source of this 1659-nucleotide messenger RNA. RefSeq lists its product as uncharacterized. NCBI's taxonomy places the organism in Eukaryota, Fungi, Ascomycota, Leotiomycetes, Helotiales, Hyaloscyphaceae. Gene Ontology annotation, biological process: protein phosphorylation. The record is from RefSeq and is a predicted model, not a curated record. The transcript has 3 exons. Gene Ontology annotation, molecular function: ATP binding; protein kinase activity. Bases 1 to 1659 code for a protein of 552 amino acids.
AUGGACCCUUGCGUGGAUAUGUUCCGUGCGACCAUGUUUCCCGCGGCUGCCUUCGAGCCGGAACUUUUUCCUGAACGGAACUCAAACGACAUAAGUCUCCCUUGGCUUAAAUCUGUCCUGAAUCCAAAGAAUCGAAUCGACAGCCUCGAUGUCGGUCAGGACACGAAGUGGAGCAUUGACGGAUGCGGAGCAGAUGGGACCCGCCUCUUCGCCAUCCCGCACUUCGCAAGAUCGAAGGGGCCACUACGAAUCGACCUCUAUAUCCCAGAGCAGAAAUAUUAUCGAGAAGGGGAGCGUUUGGUAGAUCUUCCCAUCUGCCGGCAUCUGGUGCGUGUUCUCGACGUUUGGUCCGCCAACCAGCCAAAUUUCGAGAAACUCUAUAUGGAAAUGCCCUUUGGAUCAUUCAUUGUUAUAGACCGAAUGUCUGUUGACAUAAGAGAGAUGACCAUCCAUCUCGUUCCAGUGUACGAUGUCGAGCUGCAAUGGCUCUCCGUCCCUAAACUCCAAGGGAAAUGGAACAUCCCAUCUUCGAGAUGGCUUGAGACCAUCGAUAUAUCUCAACUUAAAACUCUGGCACAGCUCCGGGAGACUAUCACCCUCGUCCGCCUUAGCUGCAAACCUUCUUCCGACACCUUCGUAUUCAAAUCCACGACAGAUGAAGUACGAUUCCUUUACGACGAGCUAAGAGCAUUGCUAGAGAUGGAGGCACAUCCAAACGUCAUUUCAAAACCAUUAUAUAUCGUGACAAAGAAGUGUGCUUUCGGCGGCAAGGUUGGAGUUUGUGGCUUUAUCGUAGAGUAUCAUCCAGCGGGCACACUGCGCGAUGUCCUCUGGCGAACCCACGGCAGCGAGGCACUUUCUCUGCAGGAUCGAAUGAGAUGGGCCAAACAAUUGGUUUCCGCAUUGCAGCAUAUCAAUAAGAGCGAAUUUAGCUUUUACUCUGAUCUCAAACCGACAAAUAUCCUGAUGGUGGCCUCGAACGAGCUGCGAAAUAUGAAUAUCCUCCUCAUCGAUUUUGAGCAGCGUUGCAGUUGGUACUCAUGGUCUCCUCCAGAGAUUUAUUAUAUCGAGUAUAUUCAAUACCUUACUAGAGAAAGACCCGAAGUCCUGGAUCAGGAAUUCAAAUCUAUGCUGGAUGACUAUUUGGCGAUCUUGGGACAACCUCCUUCUGUAGUAGAUGAGAGAAGGCAUUAUUCCAAUCAUAGAUUGCCAUGGCUCAUUCUAAAACCGCCGGAACAAGAACGAGCGCAAGUUUUCAUGCUUGGUAAAAUCCUUUGGUGUCUCUUUGAGGGCGUUGGUUCCGUUAAUAGUGUUCUAACCGCCGAGACGUUCAGAGAGCCAGAGUGGGAUCAAAGUUUUCCAGAGUUUCGCAGAACCCCGGGUUAUCUGAGAUCUCUUAUUAGAAGAUGUACAGCUGGGGCCAUGGAGUGGCGAGGAAUGUUUCCGCUUGUCAUUAGGAGGGGGAUGAAAUUGUUUCCGAAAGGUCGUACAGGAAGUUGUGAGGUUGGGGAAGCGGUACGAUUUAUUGAGGCAGGCCAAAGGAAAGCCGCUGGCAUCGCAAAUACCCAGGACCUUGCUAUUCUGGCUUUUCUUGAGGAGCGUCCAUAUCUGCAGGAGAUCGUGACAGCUCUAUUAGAAAUAGAAGAUGCGGUUCUGUAG